CCGCCUGGCCCAGCCAGAGCCCAGGAACACCCUCUCGGCCCCGCCCUCCCGUCCUCUUGCCGGAGCUCCGCGCCGCCGUCGCCGGAGCCGAUCCCUCCGCCGCGGAGCGCGGCAAUGGCGUUCUCCUUCGCCUCGCCGGCGGCGUCAAAUCCGUUCCAGACGCCGGUGGCGUCCAAUCCGUUCCAGACGCCGGCUGCGUCGAACCCGUUCCAGACGCCGGCUGCGUCGAAUCCGUUCCAGACGCCAGCGCCGCCGAACCCGUUCCAGACGCCGGCCCCGGCCACGACGCAGGCGCCGUCCUCCUCGCCCUCGCCAUUCCAGUUCAGCUUCCAGCAGCAGCAGCCGCAGCCGCAGCCGCAGCAGCAGAAGCUGAUGCUGUACACGACGGAUAUGAAGCCUGCCGGGUACAGCACCAAGUGGGAGGAGCUGCACGCCGAAUCGCAGAAGGCCCUGCUCCAGAUCGAGGAUAAGAUACGGGAGUACAAAGAUGAGAGUGAGAGGUUGGAUCAGUGCAGUCGUCUUUAUGACUCCUCAAUCUCGAAUGUUAAUUUUGAGCUUGAUGCGUGUCGCGUUGCUCAGGAGCUUGGAGGGACCACCACUGCGAUGGAGAGGGAGAAGGCUUCCAUUCAAGAGUUGAUGACUGUUGUCAAUGAAAUGAUGUGGAACACGGAAUUUGCUAUGAGGUCAUAUGUGAUGUUGAGGCCAAGAUUCGUCCGUCCAGGUGCUGGAGUUGCAAAUGGUGGUUCUUCAAAUCCUUCUGCUGGUGCUCCACCCAAUCAGCCAGUGGUAUAUUUCUACAGUGGAGUCCCGAAGCGCCCUUCUGUUUUUAUGCAGCAUACUGUCAAUAGGUUUGAGUGUUAUCUAGCAGAGUGUUGCAAGUGGAUCAGUGAGCUAGAGCAGCUGGUUCAGAUUGAGAAUAAUAAAAGAUCAUCAGAUUCUGUAGAGGCUCUUCCAAAAGUUAUGUCAAAUGUGCAUGACUACUUCAUCUAUGUUACUUCUAAGGUGGAAAAUCUUCAUCAGUAUGUUGAAUCAAUGAAAACUGAAUAUCUUAAUGAACAGCGUCGUAUGGGUAAUAGGAAUGAUCCAUUUCUGGAGGCAAACAGAAGAGAAGCAGCUAAACAAGAAGCAGCUGCCAGAAGGGUCCAUCCAACUUUGCAUCUGCCUGCUCCUGCUCCUGCUCCUCCUGCGCAGCCCACGACACAACUUGCUGCACCAGCAGCAAGCCAACAACAGCAAUCUUCUUUUCCUUCUGCCGUGACUUUGUCAAGUGUUUUUUCAGCUUUUAGCACUCCGGCUUCUGCUCCAUCCUCAUCUAGUCUCUUUGCAACUCCAACAACUCCAGCUCCAUCAGGCAGCCUUUUUGGUACAUCUGGAUCAGCUCAAUUGACCACGCCAUUUGGAACAGCCUCCACUCCUACACUAGCAUCAACACCAGCGCCUGGAUUUGGGACUAGCACAUCUUUGGGGGGAACAUCACUAUUUUCUACACCAUUUGGAGGUGGGGCUACAGCUUCAGGUUCCAGCUUCGGUGGUGCAUCGAAAGGAAGGUCGAAGCCCCGGGGGCGUCGCUAGCUGUAACUGAACCAAUGUGAAAUGUGUGUGCUCCUGUUUCUCCUCUUGACCCAGUUUCCUUUUCCUGUCUUAUGCAAAACUUGUAAUUAACUUCCUCAACAUUUUUAGUGGACUUCCCAGUAAUUUAUCUUGAUGCAUGCUUACUAUUAGAUCCAUUUUAUUGGAUACUAUUGUAAUAGUAGUUGUUAUUGCUCUGUUCUUAGUACCUGUGGUCCUUCAAUCUUGCCAGAAAUACUCCUUGCUAAACUGAGAAUUUUAAGAUUUCCUAUAUAGUGGUAAGAGGCUGUAAUCUACAAAUAUGUAUGCCAUUUUUUUAUAACACAAAUAUGUAUGACAUUGGUUUCCACUUUCCAGUUA
Messenger RNA from Panicum virgatum (switchgrass), 1929 nucleotides. Its product is annotated as nuclear pore complex protein NUP58-like. The record is from RefSeq and is a predicted model, not a curated record. Gene Ontology annotation, cellular component: nuclear pore. Gene Ontology annotation, biological process: nucleocytoplasmic transport. NCBI's taxonomy places the organism in Eukaryota, Viridiplantae, Streptophyta, Magnoliopsida, Poales, Poaceae. Gene Ontology annotation, molecular function: structural constituent of nuclear pore. The transcript has 6 exons. Bases 115 to 1572 code for a protein of 485 amino acids.